This is a messenger RNA of Megalops cyprinoides (Indo-Pacific tarpon), 3611 nucleotides long. It is a transcript of the gene adam11, whose product is annotated as ADAM metallopeptidase domain 11. Lineage: Eukaryota; Metazoa; Chordata; Actinopteri; Elopiformes; Megalopidae. Gene Ontology annotation, biological process: proteolysis. The transcript has 26 exons. The record is from RefSeq and is a predicted model, not a curated record. The coding region runs from base 341 to 2866 and encodes 841 amino acids. Gene Ontology annotation, molecular function: metalloendopeptidase activity.
GGCAGUGAGGACGGACCGCAUAAACACGCACUGCCCUACACCCUGACUGCAAAACAUGUCUGUGCACAUAGUGUGUCCCCCUUUGCACACCUUUUAAAUUUUUGCUUCCAUUUUUCUAUUUGUUGACGCUUUUCCUGUUUUCUGAAUCACAAUGAUGCGCUACAAAUUUGACUUCAAUUUUUUAUGACCAAAAGAGCGCUGGGGAAAUGAGAGGGGACCAUUAAAUGUGUAAUUGCUGCUCCGUUUUUCAUCGUCAUCUGCUGUUCAUCCGUGUUUUUUCUCUCAUUUUACACCAUUAUUCCUCGCACUUCAUGCAAAUCCGGGGGACUAUGUGAACAUCAUGCUGGCGCUGCGAUGCCUGGUGUUUGCUGCAGUGAGUGCACGGUUUGCCGUGACAGGCUGGAGCGGCUCCGUGAUACGGGAUGGGAGCGUGUGGGAAUGGGCAGCGCUGGAGACCCGGGAGGAACGCAGUGGAGCUGUAGAGGAAGUCACCAAGCCCAAACGUCUCCUGCAGCAGAUCGACUCGGAGGGAGAGAUUGUUCAUGGCCAUCUGGACACCCGGGUGAAGAAUCACACCGAGGGAGCACAACCAGUCCAUUUGGCCCAGAGCAGUUUCCUAGUGGAGGCCUUUGGCAGCUCCUUCAUCCUGGACCUGGAGUUAAACCACAAUCUCCUUUCCUCAGACUAUGUGGAGCGGCACUUUGACAAGGACGGGAAACCCUCACAGACUGUGGGAGGGGAGCACUGCUAUUACCACGGGCAGGUGCGGGAUGUGCCGGGCUCCUGGGUGGCUCUCUCCACCUGUCACGGCCUACGUGGCAUGUUCUCUGAUGGGAACUUCUCCUAUGGGAUCGAGCCAGUUGUUGAAGGCAGCGAUCAGGAAGAGAACGCUCACGUGGUGUGCAGGAUGCCCAACCUGGAGCUGCCCCCACUGUGUCCAGACUGCGCACACAACAGCAGUGACAGUAACGCUGACACUAAUGGUGUCGGUGAUGAUGACGGUAAUGGUGACGUCUCCAUGGAGCUGGAGGAAGAGCCCACUGUCAGAGAGCAUCUGAGGCGCUUCAGGAGACAGGUGCGCCGAGCACAGCACACAGUCCAGAGUGAGACUAAGUACAUUGAGUUGAUGGUGGUCAACGACAAUGAGCUGUAUGUGCAGAUGCGAAGAUCAGCCUCCCAGACAAGAAACUUUGCAAAAGCUGUGGUCAAUAUGGCAGAUGCGAUCUACAAGGAACAGCUGAACACCAGGAUCGUUCUGGUUGCCAUGGAAACGUGGUCAUCACAGGAUAUGGUUUCCGUGGGCGAUGACCCCCUGCUGACCCUGCGUGACUUCAUGAAAUACAGGAAAGAAAACAUCAAGGAACACAGCGAUGCAGUACACCUCUUCUCGGGACGCACUUUCAAGAGCAGCCGCAGCGGGACAGCCUAUAUCGGGGGCAUCUGCUCCCUCACUCGGGGAGGCGGUGUCAAUGAGUAUGGGAAUGUGGGCCCCAUGGCCAUCACGCUCUCCCAGAGCCUGGGCCAGAACAUCGGCAUGAUGUGGAACAAGGAACACUCAGCAGCAGGCGACUGUAAGUGUCCAGACACUUGGCUGGGCUGCAUCAUGGAGGACACUGGGUUCUAUCUGCCCCGCAAAUUUUCUCGAUGCAGUGUGGACGAGUACAUCCGCUUCCUCCAGCAGGGUGGCGGCAGUUGUCUCUUCAACAAGCCCAACAAGCUGUUGGACCCCCCUGAGUGUGGGAAUGGUUUUGUGGAGACUGGUGAGGAGUGCGACUGUGGAUCCCCAGUGGAGUGUUCUCGCAGCGGGGGAGGCUGCUGUAAGAAAUGCACUCUGACCCAUGAUGCCAUGUGCAGCAAUGGACUCUGCUGCCGAAACUGCAAGUACGAGCUGAGAGGAGUGGUGUGCCGGGAAGCAGUGAACGACUGUGACAUCUCUGAGACUUGCGCCGGAGACUCUAGCCAGUGCCCUCACAAUGUCCACAAGCUGGAUGGGUACAUGUGUGACAACAACCAGGGUCGGUGUUAUGGGGGCCGCUGCAAAACUCGAGAUGGACAGUGCAGGGUGCUGUGGGGCCACAAUUCAGCGGACCGCUUCUGUUAUGAGAAGCUGAAUAUCGAGGGCACAGAGAAGGGUAACUGCGGGCGAGAUCCCAGUGGGCAAGGCUGGGUGCAAUGCAACAAGCAGGAUGUAUUGUGUGGUUUCCUGCUCUGUUCUAACAUGACGGCGAAACCAAAGUUUGGGGAGCUGCAGGGCGAGGUGACCAGCCUCACCAUCUACCACCAGAACAAGUACCUAGACUGCCGUGGUGGCCACGCCUUGUUGCAGGACGGCUCAGACCUGGGCUACGUGGAGGAUGGCACUCCCUGUGGGCCCAACAUGAUGUGCCUGGACCACCGCUGCCUCCCUCUGGCCACCUUCAACCUCAGCACCUGCCCCGGCUCCUCCCCUAUCCACACCUGCUCCCACCAUGGGACGUGCAGUAAUGAGGUAAAGUGUAUCUGUGACCGGGACUACACAGGGAAAGACUGCAGUGUCAAUGACCCCAUUCGUGAUCCCAAACCCUCAGAGGGCCCAGAGAAAUAUAAGGAAACAUUCGAAGAGGAAGAUCUGGCGGGGGAUAGCAUGUCUGUCUGCUGUUCUGUCUUCCGUGCAAUGUGUCCUUUUCACUUAGAAGAAGAAGAAAAGUCUUCCACUCAUUCCAGAACUACAGCUCCAACAAUUCUGUCCUAUCAUUGCCCCGCCUCCUUCCUGACUGUCAGUCUUUUCCUACAAUUCUUGUCUCUGGCCUUAAGUGGAAUCUCUGACAUGCAUUCCAGCCAGAUCCAACUGCCAGCUGUUCCUCACAGGUGGUGGCUGCCGCUCUGAUGUCCAGAACAAAACUUUUAUUAAGCCGCCAGCGGCCUUCAAAUGGUGACAGGGUUUGCUCAGAGAGCUACAAUGUCCCAAGGCUUUUUUUUUUUGUUUUUGUUAUUUUUGGUGGGGGGCUGGUGGGGAGGGGGGAUGCUCACUGAUGAAUGUGUAGUGGACAUAUGAGAUCACUGCCCCAACUGCAAUCUCUAAGAAACUAAGGUCUCACCUUCCUUUUGGUGUCCUUGGAGUGACUGCCUGAAUUACAUUAACAACAUACUCCGUGGUACGUUGUAAAGCUGCCAGUUUAGGUAUAUUAGAAUUUCAAAAGGGUCAUCAUGGUUUUCAUCAAUGGAAAGUGAGAAGAAGGCUGGUCCAGUGGGCCAGUGGAGGGAUGACCAGAGUAGAAGCUCUUGCCUUAUUUCAGUCUAAUCCCUGUCUGAGGUCUUCACUGAUGCACUGAGCCACUGUUUGCAAAGGAUAAGACUUUCUCUUUUGCACUCAUAGUGUUAAAAGUAUUUAGGUUUUUUCUUUUGAAAAAGGAAGGUAAUGGACUUCUGGAUGGGAAUACGUAGGAAAUGUGUUGAUGCUUAGAAUCUCGUUGAGACCAUGCACAAUGUUGGUCAGAUACAAAGUACAGGAAAUCAGCUUAAUUCUCCUUUUGCUUGUCAAUUUUAGAUGCCGAUUGCUGAUUGAAUGACCUUCAGAGAGCUUUCAAUUCCACUGAACUAUGAUGGAACACAAGGUUUUCAGAGCAAACAAU